This is a messenger RNA of Leptopilina heterotoma, 1696 nucleotides long. RefSeq names its product leucine-rich repeat-containing protein 15-like. Gene Ontology annotation, molecular function: protein binding. The record is from RefSeq and is a predicted model, not a curated record. NCBI's taxonomy places the organism in Eukaryota, Metazoa, Arthropoda, Insecta, Hymenoptera, Figitidae. The coding region runs from base 7 to 1413 and encodes 468 amino acids. The transcript has a single exon.
AUCAACAUGUUUGUGACGAUUUUUGCGAUUUUUCUUGUCUCUGGCGUGACCGUUGGUUGUGACAAGCAAGCAGUGUCAUUUGAUAUGACCGAAGAGGAUAUUCUUUUGGAGAAGUCGCCAUCCCUUGAGAAUCAACUGCCAGACUGUCAGAAGUCAGAGGGAUCCAUAAAAUUGAAUCUUUCAAAAAUGGGCAUCAACAAUAUCACCGAAAAUCUCCUCGACAGUCCACUAUUCACUUGUCUCAAUCUCGAGGACAAUGAAAUUGUCUCCCUACCUUAUGGGAUUUUUCUCGAAAUGCCAAAUCUCCUGUACCUAAAUUUAGCCAACAAUCAUAUUCCCGAUCAUGAUCUUCUAACAUUCGGUGGUCAUGAAAAUUUAGAAACACUUAUUUUGGACGGUAACAUUCCCUCCUAUUCUCACACUCUGGAAAUUCACGGACAAUUUCCCCAAUUACAACAACUUUCUUUGAGGCGAAAUUUAAUUGAAUUCCUACCCAACGAUUUUGGUUCUCAUUUUCCAAGUUUAACGCAUUUUUACCUCUCGGACAAUAUCGUGAAUGUGACGAAUUUGUAUAAUUUCGUGAGUACCGUUCCAGCGUCAGUGACACAUCUCUAUUUGGAACAAAAUGGAAUCGGCGUGUUUCGAAGUUCAGUUUUUGGCAAUAUCACCGAAUUGAUUUUAGAUGGAAAUGAUUUUAAAAUUCUCGACAGAUCAUUUGACAUGACACUCGAUCCAAGUAUGACGCCAACUCUUCAGCAUCUCUCGGCAAAAUCGUGUAAAAUCGGUAAAAUCGGCGCGACCACAUUCUACGGCUCUUACAAUCUCACCACUCUCGAUUUAUCCAACAAUUACAUUGACGACAUUCCCGACGGUCUAUUCAACGGUGUUUCGAAUUUAAAAAAUCUCUCACUGAGUUCGAAUUUUUUGAGAAAAAUCCCAAAGGGAAUUUCCCUCUCGUGUUUGAAAAAAUUGUACCUCAGUUACAAUCGAAUCGAAUCAACGAGUGGUUUGGGUAAUUUAACCGGUUUAGAGAGUUUGUCAUUGCGGGGUAAUAAUAUCACAUUUUUGGGCGAAUGUGUUUUUGCAAAUUUGACAAAUUUACGUGAAUUAGAUUUGGCUGAGAAUAAUAUUCAACAUUUUGUCCCGAGUGCUUUGGCGAAUUUGGCGAAAUUGAAAUUUUUCAAUCUUAAUUUCAAUCGAAUUGGAAAUGUUGAUGAAUUAUAUUUACGCGAUGAUUUUUCAUUGGAGCAUUUGUAUUUAAAGGGGAAUCCAGUGACGCGAAUUAGUGCCAAUUCGUUGAUUAAUUUACCGGAGAAUUUGACGGUUUACAUUGGACCGAUGAGGGCGACGGAAUUAAUUCCGAGAAUUUUUGAUAAGCGGAAUAAGAAAAUGAUGAAAGUGGAAAAGAAUUGAAAACUUUGACUUGAUUUUGGUUUCUUUGAUGAUUUUCUUUAAAUGGCAGUAAAAUAAUUAUUAGAAGGAGCGGUUCGUGAUUGGCGCCCCACUCCGCAAGGGUGGCGCGCGCAACUUUCAAGGUCGAGACGCUAUCCCCACUCCAAGGCACCAGACUUCUAAGAAUUCGAAAGAUUUCCAUUCCAAACGUUGGUACUUAACAAUUUUUUUUUGUUAACAAACAACAACAAAACAUUUAAACAUCAAAUUUAAAAUGCCUCUUUAAAUAAACAGUAUAUUGAAA